AAAUGUCAAACGCAUACUAUUUAUUGAUUGAUUUCUUUACGUUCUUCGUUAGUGUACUUUGGCAAAUACUUUUGUUUACAAAAUUACAAAAAUAAUGGCGACAAGCAGUGGUAAAAGUUGCAACAGCGGUAGUGGUGGUGUACUAGAAGAACGACGUAUAUGGAUUGGCAAUUUAGAUCCAAGGCUAAGCGAGUAUCAACUCUUGAAAAUUUUGCAAAAAUGCGGUCCUGUCGAAAAGUUUGAUAUGCUCUUUCACAAGAGCGGCCCAUUGGUUGGGCAAUCGCGUGGAUAUGCUUUCGUCACAUUCGGAACGGCGGACGCGGCGUUAAAAGCUCUGGAGAAAUUAAAUGGCACACCCAUAGCGAAUCGGCCAAUUGUGAUACGGCUGGCGAAGAAUGUUAAUUACGACGAACUCAACAAACAAAAACCACGCAUCGAAAUACCUGCACUUGGUUCCAGCUCACGCGAUGAACAAAUGAGUAGAGAAGAUGCGAUACGAGCAAUAGAGUCGAAAUUACGUGCGCUGGAACGCAACGGUGAGGAAGAGUUGGAGUUGAAUCUUUUGAACUCGGCUAGCACACAAGUACCGUUUAUACAACGUUAUCAAUUCAACAAAGACCGUGAUGUAAGCAGUAGUACCUCAGGCGGGCGCACAUACACAAAGCCAUAUAAUUCUGCGCCAUAUAACCGACAUCAGCGGCCAAAACGAAGAUAGAAACUGGAAACGACGGGAGGUAUCGACAAAUUCUGUUUAGUGUUUAUUCUGUAUCGUGGAACAAUGUAUCUGGACUUUCAUCAAUUUCAUCAAGUAUUUAUAAUUGUAUUCAUAUGCGCGCUAUCCAUCCGUAUACUUAUCAAAUAUUGUGUUCAGAGACUUAAGCCAAAUAAAGUGAUUUAUUUGUAAACAUUGUAACUUGA
Bactrocera oleae (olive fruit fly) is the source of this 918-nucleotide messenger RNA. RefSeq names its product probable RNA-binding protein 18. Gene Ontology annotation, molecular function: RNA binding. Lineage: Eukaryota; Metazoa; Arthropoda; Insecta; Diptera; Tephritidae. The record is from RefSeq and is a predicted model, not a curated record.